CACAAAUCAACCAUCAGAGAAGCAAAACUGUAACAAUGGAGGCAGAAAGGGCAGUAUUGCAGUGUGGAGAUUGUGAAACUCUACUUAAGUCCGCAGAAGAAGCUCAACAGCAUGCAAAGAACACAUGCCACACCAACUUCCGUGAGUCGAAUGAAGCCAUUCUCACACUCGUUUGCACUGUUUGUCGCAAAACUUGCACCUGUAAAACUGAGAGUGAUUAUCACACGAAGAGGACUGGGCAUGCUGAAUUUCAGGACAGGACGGAAGAGGCAGCGGAAGAGGAAGCGAGAAGAGUCCUGGUGAAAUACUGUCAGAAACUGGCAGAAGCUAUUAAGAAGUAUGCAAAUUAUUUCCUUAAGAGAGGCAUGCAAUUCCUCGAGCCAUUUGGUGGACUGUUUGGCUUGAAAGAAAUAGCAGAGUUUUUGAAGGCAAUAGGAGAGAUAUUCAUAGCCUUAAACAAAGAUAUACUUGCAUUCUUUAACUGCAAGAAAAUAGAAGCUUUAAAAAUGGAUACAAUGAGGUUGAGUUCAUUGCCAGUCAGUCCAGCUACAAAAGCUGAGCAGAUGAGUGAGUGCCUGUGGACUAUCAAACAGAAUCACAUGGAUGAUGAGGCCAAAGUGAAGACCGCUUUUAACACACUGCUAACUUUUGCUAAGAAUGUGGCGACAAAUCCGGAUGAGGAGAAAUACCGUAAAAUUAGACUCAGUAAUGCUCUUUUCCAGGAUAGGGUUGGCAAACUGCAAGGAGGUAUCGAAUUUCUUGAGCUCUGUGGAUUUGAAAGAAUUGAAGGGGGUGAAUUCUUGUACUUGCAAAGAGAAAAGGUGGACAUGGAUGUGCUUUAUUCAGCUGGGAAUGAGUUGAACAAUGCAAUUAUGUAUGAUUCAUACAUUAGUUAAACAAUAAAACAAAACGUAUCAAGUUGUGUAAGUAUAACAUGGUUUCUCGUUAUAUAUGGAUAGGGAUUUCGAAGUGGUGAUGAGGUUGGAAGAUAUAUUUUUCUUUUUGAAUUUAAAUGGAGAAACAUGAUUAGUGAGAAUUCAUAUAGUCAAUCCCAAUUUGUUUGAGACUGAA
This is a messenger RNA of Lycium ferocissimum, 1071 nucleotides long. RefSeq lists its product as uncharacterized. The record is from RefSeq and is a predicted model, not a curated record. The transcript is spliced from 7 exons. NCBI's taxonomy places the organism in Eukaryota, Viridiplantae, Streptophyta, Magnoliopsida, Solanales, Solanaceae. Bases 36 to 896 code for a protein of 286 amino acids.